CCUUUGAAUAAACCACCUUUUUGGCAAAUGCCCGAAAUAGCCGAAGUUGAGAGGGCUCGUUUACGCAUUCACAGACAGUGCAUAAAUCAUAAGAUUACACAUGUAGAAGUGGCAGAUGACACAAUUGUAUACAAAGACAUUAAACCAGACGAGUUUGCUAAGUCAGUAUUGAAUAAAACACUUGUUGAUACUAAAAGAUAUGGAAAAUACUUCAUUCUGAUGCUUGAUGAUGGUGAAGGCCCUCAUAUAGUUGCUCAUUUUGGAAUGACGGGGGCUAUCCGUUUUAAACACGAAGAAAGCGAGUGGCCACCUCGCUUUUAUAAGCUAUUAAUCACCUUUACAGAUCCAAAAACAAAUGAAAAUGUUCAUUUUGGUUUCAGAGACCCACGUCGCCUAGCUAGAUUACGACUUGUCAAAGCAAUGGAUCCACUUCAGCUACCCCCACUUAACAAGUUGGGAUUCGACCCUGUACUAAGUCUGCCCAAGUUUGAGCACUUCAGACAGUUAGUGGUCAAACGUGCUGUGCCUCUGAAAGCCCUUCUUUUGGAUCAAGCAUUUUCUGCCGGCGUCGGAAACUGGGUUGCGGACGAAGUGUUAUAUCAAUCAAGGAUACAUCCUGCUCAAUAUUCAAAUACAUUGACCGACGAUGAACUGCAACGGUUGUAUGCCAAUCUAAGAUACGUUUGUGAGACAGCUGUGCGUUUAGAAGCCAAUGAAGAAAAGUUUCCAAAAGAUUGGCUUAUGAAGCAUCGAUGGCAUAAAGGAAAGAAAAACCAAUUAGAAGGCUGCUUACCCAAUGGGACCAUUUUACAGUUUGAGACGAUUGGUGGAAGAACCACAGCAUUUGCACCCGCAUUGCAAAAAUUAAGAGUUACUGAAACUACUACUACCACUACUUCGACGACGACAACAGUAACCACAAAGAAAACUGUGAAAAAAAGAAAAAAAGGACUUGUUAAGAAUGAAAGCGAAGCUGAGGAUGCUGGUUCAGACAAGGAAAUACCUGUAAAGAAGACGGCUAUUAAAAAAGCAAUAAAACGAGUGAAGAAAGAGGCAAUGAUUAAGACUGAACCUAAUCGCAAACGGAACAUUCAACCAAAUCAAGAACGUGUUGUCAUCGUCGGCUGCUCUUCCGGCAUUGGAAGAGAAUGCGCUUUGCAGUACGCUAAGCGAGGAGCAAAACUUGUUUUAUUCGCUCGUCGUAAAGAAUUACUAGAAAGCUUGAAGAAAGAAUGUCUCAACUUGGGCUCUUCGAAUGUUGAAAUUGUUGUUGGCGAUGUCACGCUGCAGACAGAUUUGACUCGUUUAGCAACUGUGAGCAGAGAGACCUUUCACAGUAACAAUUCGGUUGAACAAACAGGUGGUGUUGAUACUGUUAUAUAUUGUGCAGGCAUGAUUUCGGUUAGACCAUUUUUAGAAGCUUGUGGACACAAACUCAUCACGGACAAUAAGGGAAACGCUACAACUAUAGAAAAGCAUAAGGACGACGAUACCAGCUUCACUAAUAACGAUAUGAGCAUAGCAUUACAAAAGAUUACUACAGUCAAUUAUUUCGCAGCCAUCGAAGUAGCUCGUUUAUUCAUACCACUCUUGAAAGGUGAUUCAGUAGCACCGAAUUUUUUGAUCGUCUCGUCCAUGGCAGGCAAAGUAGGUGCGCCGACACGAGCAUUAUAUGCCGGAUCAAAACAUGCAUUGCAUGGAUUUUUUGACUCUUUAAGAAUAGAAGUAGCUCCAUUAAAUAUCCAUAUUGGCUUGAUCUGUCCUGCAACGGUUGAAACGGAUUUAAGAUUAUCAGCUGUCGAUAUGAAUAUGGGCGGAAGUGGCUCUGAAAUAGCAGGAUCGAACAAAAACAAGUUGAGACCAGAGCAGGUAGCCAAAUGUAUUAUUAAGGCUUCAGAUUUAAGGGAACGAGAAGUGUACAUACCGGCAUUAUUUGGUUACAGUGCAUUAUGGGCAAAACUUUUAGCAAGUCGAUUGGUGGACUAUUUUGCUAUGAAGAAAUAUAAAGUUUAA
Mycotypha africana is the source of this 2013-nucleotide messenger RNA. RefSeq lists its product as uncharacterized. Gene Ontology annotation, biological process: base-excision repair. Gene Ontology annotation, cellular component: nucleus. The coding region runs from base 28 to 2013 and encodes 661 amino acids. Lineage: Eukaryota; Fungi; Mucoromycota; Mucoromycetes; Mucorales; Mycotyphaceae. The transcript has 7 exons. Gene Ontology annotation, molecular function: damaged DNA binding; DNA N-glycosylase activity; oxidoreductase activity. The record is from RefSeq and is a predicted model, not a curated record.